AUGCCGGUUCCGAGCAGGGUUACGCCGAGGUGGCACAGGAGGCGAGGGCACAGGCUGCUCGACGCCAUCCUCAAGGCCAGAAUCCGAGGUCGGGGAACUAGAACCCGACAAAUCCUCGGUGGAACCAAGCCCCGCGGAGGAGGCCCGCACCUCGUCGUCGGGAGAAGGGGGGUCCAAGGUCACAUCGGCGUCCUAUGCACUGCCCACGUUAUCUAA
Linum trigynum is the source of this 216-nucleotide messenger RNA. The record is from the annotation of a GenBank genome assembly. Lineage: Eukaryota; Viridiplantae; Streptophyta; Magnoliopsida; Malpighiales; Linaceae.